Messenger RNA from Miscanthus lutarioriparius, 1758 nucleotides. Lineage: Eukaryota; Viridiplantae; Streptophyta; Magnoliopsida; Poales; Poaceae. The record is from the annotation of a GenBank genome assembly.
AUGGCGCAUUUUGUGGAUAUAAGCUGCUGCGGAUGCGGUAUUUGGUCUGCUCCAGUAAUCAUAAACGCGUCUGCGCGCUCUUUGCGGAUAAGAGCACGUGCUGUCUCUUUGGAUUAUCCCAGUAGGACUGAGCAGAAGAAUGAGACUAAUCUAGUGGUGGUACUACCAGACCGAAGAUUGCGGGAUGUUUUUGUCGAUGCAAGUGCAGACCAUGGAAGUGUCAGAGCAACUGCAGAUUUCAAGAAGGUUGUUCCAUCCUUGGAUGCUAAUCCGAGAAAGCUGUUGAAUGAGCAACUAAAACCAAGAAGGCCCUUGGAUCAUAACUCGGACAAGGUGGCAAACGGGGCAUGCUUUUCAAAGCAUAAGGCCGAGUGCUAUGCGGACAGCCUCCGCAGGCACUGCAACAAUGGGAAGCUCAUUCAAGCUUGCCACGUCAUCGAUGAGAUGGCGUUACAUGGCCAGGUUCCAGAUUCAAAGUGCUGUGUUAGAUUAAUUCGUGGCCUUGUGAGAACUGGUAAGACAAACAAAGCUAAGCAUGUUCUUGAGGUCAUGGUGCUUUCGGGUGGGGUUCCUGACACCAUCACCUGCAACAUGUUGAUUGCGCGACUUUGCUGUGAAGGGCAGCUGAGUUCUGCCAUGAAAGUAUUGGAGGAUAUGAGGUUUACUAGUUGCUCUCCUAGUGGCAUCACUUUCAAUACUUUGAUUAGGUGCAUGUGCAGCCAUCAUAUGUAUGACAGGGCAGUCUCCUUUUGGAAAGAGCAGCUAAAAUUAGGUUGGCCACCAUAUGAGAUGACGAGCACCUUGCUUGUUGACCUUAUAUGCAAAAAAUGUGGCCCUAUGCGGGCUCUUGAAGUAUUAGAUGAACUUGGUUUGGAAGGAUGUCAACCAGAUGUUGUCAGCUACAAUACUCUUAUCAGUGUGUCAUGCAAAGCAGGCUGUUUGAAGAAUGCAAAGUUGAUAUUAACUCGUCUUUCAGCUGAAGGCCUUGAGCCAAAUGGUACAACCUAUUGCAUCUUGCUUCAUUCCCUCUGUGACAAGAGAAGGUGGUCUGAAGUAGGUGAUUUGCUCGCACACAUGAAGCAGGCAAAUCAUAAGCCUGAUGUUACUGCCUACAAUAUCUUUAUAAACUACUUUUGUAGGUAUGGAUAUCUGGAUCAGGCAAUUGAUGUUCUAGAGAUGAUGGUGAACGAGAAAUGCUUUCCUGAUAUAGUGACAUACAACACACUUCUGAAUGCCAUCUCUAAAAGGGGGAUGGUCGAAGAAGCUCUUGGGAUUUUUCAUUCCAUCAGAGAAAAUGGAUGCCAGGUGGUUCGCAUUACAUACAACACCCUCAUAGAUGUUUUAGCAAAGAAGGGUGAGGUUAUUAAUGCUAUGACUUUACUUGAUGAAAUGAUUGUUGAUGGGAUCAGUCCUGAUGAUGUCACUUAUGGUUCACUUGUUAUGGGUUUCUGUAAGAAGAACAUGGCCAAAGAAGCACUGGAGCUUUUGAAUCAGAUGCUUGCUCUCGGCUUUGAGGUUAAAGCAACUACAUUUUCCCUGAUGAUCCAAGCAUUGUGCAAAGGUUGUAAAGCUGAAGCUGCUGCUGAAAUACUAAGAGUAAUGGUAUCAAGAAAUGUCAACCGCAGGAGUGCAUUUUAUCUGUCUAUAGUCACAAGGGUUGCCAAGUCAGGUCGGGUUAAAGAGGCUCAAAUUCUACACCAGGAGCUACUGCAGAGCAAGGUCCUUAAAGAGAAUUCCCAAUUUAUUUUAAGCAGCUAG